Cercopithifilaria johnstoni is the source of this 276-nucleotide messenger RNA. The record is from the annotation of a GenBank genome assembly. NCBI's taxonomy places the organism in Eukaryota, Metazoa, Nematoda, Chromadorea, Rhabditida, Onchocercidae.
AUGAUGAUGAAAAAUACUCCAAACGGGAAUAUAAUUGAUGGAAGCUGCGAAAAUCAUCAACGUCAGAUCGCAUCAUUGGAAGCAAAUUUGAUGCUGCAUCGUGAACAAUUGGAAAUGAAAGAUACACAACUUCGGAAACUCGAAGAGGAAAUUGGGAAUGCUCAUCGAUGCAAUCAGCAGCUAAAUGCGAAACUUGGCUCAAUGGUUACUACGAAUAGCACCAAUUUUCUAAAUCAAGAGAAAGAACUUAGAAAUUGUGAAAAUUAUUGCGCCUAA